Molecule: messenger RNA, 543 nt
Organism: Dichomitus squalens LYAD-421 SS1
Lineage: Eukaryota; Fungi; Basidiomycota; Agaricomycetes; Polyporales; Polyporaceae
Exons: 6
Coding region: 1-543 (180 amino acids)
Source: RefSeq, a predicted model, not a curated record
AUGGCAGUCAAGACACACACGCUGAUUUCGUUGUGGUUCGCCUUGACGGUACCAGUGAUUUUCUGGGAUGCGACCUAUUGCUUCUUCAGGCCGCGCUCGAUGGUGGGCGGCGAUCUACACUGGAUAUGGACACCCUAUGCUCUCUAUCAAGAGAUUGACUAUGUAUAUGGAUUGAAGGCACUCCAAGAAGGCAGCGGCUUCACCAACGCCCAAUCUGCCCUGAACGUUGUCGAGAACUUUAUGAACAUUGGCUACCUCUAUCUCGCGCACGUGACUAAAUCCCCCGUCGCUCCCCUCCUCGGGUUCGCGAGCGCUACCAUGACCCUCUCGAAGACGGUCCUUUACUGGCUCCAAGAGUAUUACUGCGGGGGUUGUGCGGUUGGCCACAACGACUUCAAGACGCUCUUCAUCUACUGGAUCAUCCCCAAUGGGCUGUGGCUCGUGUUCCCGAGCUACAUUCUUUACGUCUUCUGGAACGACAUCAGCUCGGCGCUCCAUCUCGCGGACAGGGCGACGGCGAAGACGAAGUCAAAGCAGCAGUAG